Tribolium castaneum (red flour beetle) is the source of this 1947-nucleotide messenger RNA. RefSeq lists its product as uncharacterized. The coding region runs from base 137 to 1912 and encodes 591 amino acids. The record is from RefSeq and is a predicted model, not a curated record. The transcript has 5 exons. NCBI's taxonomy places the organism in Eukaryota, Metazoa, Arthropoda, Insecta, Coleoptera, Tenebrionidae. Gene Ontology annotation, cellular component: membrane.
AAGAUAAGCUAGUAUCUGUUCAUUUGAAAUACUCAUUCCUUUGGCCAAGUGAGGAAAUCUCGCUUGUAUUCAUUCCAGUCAUGCGAAAGUAAAUAGAAUUUAAUAUGAUGCAUGUAAAUGAGAAAAAAUCGUGAUAAUGGGCCGACCUACUUCAAGGCUAAGUGACAAUUUGGAUGAAAAUUGGAAAACACCCUAUUUAGAAGUAAUUUCAGUUGGAGUAAUACAGUUUCUCUUAUCACUACAGAUACUUUGUUAUGGCGUGUUUAUAAUGCAAUUUAUUUUGGAAGACUUAUACAAUCUAAAGACCGGCUUAUGGACCGCUAUUAUUUUCGCCAGUGUUUCAAAGAUUACAAAUUCCUGGACACGAUCUUACUGCAAACAUUUGGACAAUAUCAGGCAUAAAGUACACAAACGUAACAUGAUUGUUGCGACGCUUUUUCUAUUUACUGAACUUGUGACAAGUUCAUUUAUUAACACGAAAACAACUCAGAUCGGUCUGUUUGGACUGUGUGGAGGUCUACUGUCAAGCAUUAUUUACGUCCAUUGUAAAUAUGCAACUGCUCAAGCGUUCGAAAACCGCCCCAAACUUUUUGACAUGAUUGAUCAAUUGGUCAAAGCUUUUAGUUUAAUUUUUAUGCCCCAUUUCGUCCUGUUUAUGUCGAAUUUAUACGAGACGAAAGCCUGCCUGUUGAUUUUAGGUGCACUUAUCCUUAACAUCAUCCCAGCCUCUCUUCUGAUUAAAAAAACGCGACAUAAAAAAUCACCACUUUGCAAGUUUAAGACGCUCGAAAGAUUAUCGAUUGAAAUGGAGGAUUUGAACCACAAAACUCCUGUUAUCACAGAACCCUCAUCAUCAUCAUCAUCAUCCAGCGAUGAAGAUGAAGAAAAGGAAGAAGUGCACGAGGUUACAACUGAAGCAACACUGAACAACAACAUCCAAAAGUAUUUCCAAAACGUUGGUGUUAAGAUUCUGCCAAAUAUACCCGAAGAAAACGAACUGGAAGAAGAGGAAGACCUUAAUGAAAUCUCCAGCAAGAGGCUAAGCAAAAUCAGCGCGUUUUUGCAAGAACUGAACGAAAAUAAUCGCAAAAGUGUUAACCUGAGUGUGAUUAAUUUAUUUCAACCGGACGAGAUUGCUGAAAGUGUUGAGCAAGAAGUUGAGUUGAGUGAACCUAGCCCGAAAAAAUCGAGGUGUUUCAGUAUUACCUCCAGUGCUUUGUUCGAACUAGAGGCGAAAAAAUCCCACCUGAAGUCGUUUUUUCACGAGUAUUUUAUUAAACCCGUGCCCAGAACAUUGAGAAGUGUUUAUUUCUACCCAGUUGUUUUGUCCAAUGUUAUUACCACACUGCUGGCAACUGUUGUUUUUGCAACCGCCCCGUAUAUGAUGUGUCUGAAAAACGGCCAUGGCAGCGACACAGAGGCCACAUUUAUUUUGACCAUAAUCGGAUUCUCGUGGCUUUUUUUUUUGGCCGGACACCCAGUCUUUAGUAAACUUUCACCACUGAAGAACCAAAUUUUGUUCCUUAUUGGACUUUCGGUCUCAGGAUUCAGUCUUUUUAUUGUUCACAAAUUUAGUUACGAUAAUUUUACGCUUUUUUCUCUGACUUUUGGACUGGGUCAUGGCAUAGUCACUUACACCGAAACGAAGACUUAUGAGAGUUUUUCCGGGCAAACAAACUGGAAGAAACUGAAGGGUGUGCUCGAAAUUUGUACUGGAUUUUUUGUGAUAUUAGUUUAUUUAAUUAUUUAUUUGUGUAACUUAGAAAUCGAUGUUUUCUUAUCGUUUGCUUACUGGCUUUAUGUUUUUAACGUGUCUCUUUGGAUUGUGGCGUAUAUUUCGAAACGAAUUGUUUUUAAUAUUAAGCAUGUAAGAAGUUAUAACUGCCAACGGUAUUCCGAUUUUAAUUUCUAAAUACCGUUGUGGAAUAAAAUUCGAUUUUUUCUUUG